GUUUUGCUCACGUCACUUGAAAGGUAAUUGUCACGUGCGAGACCCCAAUGGAAAAUUGUAUCUUGAAGCGGGUUGCCUGCAGAGGUGAAAUCCCCCUCUUUUCUCUAAUAUCCAAACGAAGAUGACCAAAGCUGCUUCGGAUAAGAACAAGGCUCUCGCCGCCAAGAAGGCUGCCUUGAAGGGUGUCAACGGUCAGAAGGCUCGCAAGAUCCGCACCUCGACCACCUUCAACCGCCCCAAGACCCUCAAGCUUGCUCGCAACCCCAAGUAUGCCCGCAAGUCUGUCCCUCACGUCCCCCGUUUGGACCAGUACAAGGUCUUGAAGGCUCCCCUCAACACCGAGUCCGCCAUGAAGAAGAUCGAGGAGAACAACACCCUCGUCUUCCUCGUUGACGUCAAGGCCAACAAGCGCCAGAUCAAGGAUGCCCUCAAGAAGAUGUACGAUGUUACCGCCCUCAAGGUCAACACCCUCAUCCGCCCCGAUGGCAACAAGAAGGCCUACAUCAAGCUCACCGCUGAUGUCGAUGCCCUCGAUGUCGCCAACAAGAUUGGAUUCAUCUAAAUGCGUUCAAUAAACCUCUCUGCUGCGCGCGCGACGUUUUCCGUGUUGGCAACUUUGAAAUUACACAUUUCACAUCUGUCAUCCCUUUCAACUGUCUUUAUCUAUCUGUAUAUCUGCAUGUCUGCCGGUUCUGUUCGGCCUUGAUUUACUUCUGGGUUUACGUAUUUCGUACUUGAUCGUACAGCGGGCAAAAAAAAAAAAGAAAGAAAAAAAAGAAA
Molecule: messenger RNA, 780 nt
Organism: Gamsiella multidivaricata
Lineage: Eukaryota; Fungi; Mortierellomycota; Mortierellomycetes; Mortierellales; Mortierellaceae
Product: ribosomal protein L23/L15e core domain-containing protein
Exons: 3
Coding region: 122-562 (146 amino acids)
Biological process (GO): translation; ribosomal large subunit assembly
Cellular component (GO): ribosome; cytosolic large ribosomal subunit
Molecular function (GO): structural constituent of ribosome; rRNA binding
Source: RefSeq, a predicted model, not a curated record